Chelmon rostratus (copperband butterflyfish) is the source of this 2012-nucleotide messenger RNA. It is a transcript of the gene rbm24b, whose product is annotated as RNA binding motif protein 24b. The record is from RefSeq and is a predicted model, not a curated record. NCBI's taxonomy places the organism in Eukaryota, Metazoa, Chordata, Actinopteri, Chaetodontiformes, Chaetodontidae. Bases 67 to 819 code for a protein of 250 amino acids. Gene Ontology annotation, cellular component: cytosol. The transcript is spliced from 4 exons. Gene Ontology annotation, molecular function: mRNA 3'-UTR binding.
CAUCUGACCUCCAAACUUCCUGCAAAGCUCGUUCUUGUGUAUAUUUAUAAGUAUUUACAUGUACAAAUGAUGCACGCGGCACAGAAAGACACCACGUUCACCAAGAUCUUUGUGGGAGGUCUUCCUUAUCACACGACAGACUCAAGCCUCAGGAAGUAUUUCGAGGUGUUUGGGGACAUCGAGGAGGCUGUUGUCAUCACGGAUCGGCAGACGGGGAAAUCCAGAGGUUAUGGAUUUGUGACAAUGGCAGACCGGGCCUCGGCCGAUCGAGCCUGCAAGGACCCCAACCCCAUAAUAGACGGCAGGAAAGCCAACGUGAACCUGGCCUACCUGGGGGCCAAGCCCAGGGUCAUACAGCCAGGUGAGGGACUGGACCACAGCUUUAACGUGGAUCAUCAAGGGUUUGCAUUUGGCGUGCCUCAGAUCCAUCCAGCAUUCAUCCAACGACCUUAUGGAGUCCCUGCCCACUACGUCUACCCUCAGGCCUUUGUCCAACCCAGCGUGGUGAUCCCUCAUGUACAACCGUCUGCUGCUACAGCAACAGCUGCUGCUGCCACUUCCCCAUACCUUGACUAUACUGGUGCAGCCUAUGCUCAGUACUCUGCGGCUGCUGCCACUGCCGCCGCUGCCGCCGCCGCUGCAUAUGAGCAGUACCCAUAUGCAGCCUCACCAGCACCAACAAGCUACAUGACUACAGCAGGGUACGGGUACACUGUCCAACAGCCACUCGCCACCGCUGCCACUCCAGGAGCUGCCGCUGCUGCCGCUGCCUUCAGCCAGUACCAACCUCAGCAGCUCCAGACAGAUCGCAUGCAGUAAAACCAUGAAAACUGCAUUAAAGGAGGGAAAGCAGGGGAGGGCAACUCUUAAAAAAUAGUGGGGGGAAGACCGUAGGGGCUGAAUGAGGGUUGCCACUCCCAGGUUUUAAGUUCAGUCCUUCUACCAAAGAGCCUGAUGAAAAUCACCAAAAAUGUGGAGACAAAUGAGGAAUUACUGUAUAUUUUAUUCAAGUUUGAUAAGUAUUUUGUCACUAUUGAAUAUACAUAUAUGAAUAUUUAAUAUUUAUUCAGCAGGAAAGUAUUUAAUGUUAAUUGAACUAGACUCACUGGACCUCAUGUCAACCGUUGCUGAAUUUUGUAUAUAUACUGCAGUGGAAUUUGUAUAAAAUUUCUAAGUGCAUUCAUGUCUUAUGAUCAGGUUUCUUCCCCACUUUUCUGAAAACAAACUUGCAUACAUAUGAGAACACUGUGUUAUGUUAUCAUGCAGUUUUCAGUAUUUCAUAGUUUUGGACCAGUAUUUUGUUUGGUAAAGCUAUGCAGACAUUGAUGGAGAAGUUGGUGUUUUGUUAGGAUUGUUCUCUCUUUUUUUAUAUAACUGUUUGGAGUGCGAUAGAUUAGACACCCUCAACUAGUCGCCUUUAAAUUGUAUUUUCUCGAUGGUACACGAGACAAAAUGCUGAGGUGACAUCUGAUGCUCAUAAAAACUCACUUUUCUUCCCUUUUUAAAUUGCACCACAAGUGAGUUCAGCGAAAGGGAAGAAACAUUGUUGAAUGUUAAUCUUUCAUUUUGACAAAAUGUUUCAUAAUGUGCCUUUUAAAUUAUGCUAUUUAUGUAUUUAUGAUGGAGCCUUAGUAAUACACCCUUUACUUAUUGUGUUCACAUGUUAAGCCUACUGCAGAACAUGUCCGCACGUGCUGCUGCAUAAUGAUCAAAAGCAUGUGAUGGAUGUUCAAACUUGGCUUAACAAAGUGAUACACUGUGUAUAAAGAACAAAAUAUGAAUGGAAAGGUAGCAACAAGUCAAAGCAUUUUCUGUUUCCUGUAGCUUUAAUGUUUAAUGAUCCAAAAUAGAUUCUUAAUUCCUUCAUGACGCUUUUUAUACUUGACCUGUUUGAGAAAGGACAGUGUGAGAACUGUUUACUUUUAAAAAAUUUUUCACAUUUGAUGUCAUUAGACAUGAAAUGUAUUCAAAUGCAAGGCCAUCACCUAUUUCACCUUGCAUUUGUAAUGCAU